GAUGAGCACCCCGACCGUGCCCCGGGACCUGCAGCUGCCCCCGAGUCAGCGGGGCGAGUCUGCGUUCAGAGAGCAAAGAAGACAAAAACUCAAGGAACAGCUGUUAAAAAGAAAAACUUUUUUUACAUACAAACAGGACAAUCAGAUAUUAUCCAGGAAAGACCAGAGCGUGAUGACAUCCGAGAACUGGGUGCAAAAAGAAACACAAGUUCUGAAACUUAAUACCAAAAUGGCUGAUAAAGAAAACUUUGGUAGACCUAUCGUGAGCAAACAUAAUACAAGAGUGGAAAAAAAUUGUAUGCCUUUAAAAUCUUCGAAUGAAUUAACCAAUUCAAAUAUAGCAAUUGAUUCACGUUUGGAGGAUAAUAAUCAAGCUCUGCAGUUGCCAAUUAAAGAUGACCCCCACGGUCAAACAAUGACAUUAAGCCAAGCAUUUCACCUUAAAAACAAUAGUAAAAAGAAACAAACAUCUACAGAAAAACCAAAGCAAGAUGCUACCGUGCCCAAGAAACCUGUCCUUGGAUCUUAUCGUGGCCAAAUUGUUCAGUCUAAGGUUAAUUCGUUUAGAAAACCUCUGCAAAUCAAAGAUGAGGGCUCUACAACAAAGAAACUUUCAGCUACUUUCUCUAAAGUUACAAAGCCUCAGCCUGUAAACACCAGCAGUGUAAUUGUGAAAAGUGAUUGCCCUUCAAACAUGACCACUACCACUAAAUUUGUGAGCACUACAUCUCAAAACAAACUUGUGCGACCUCCUAUUAGAAGUCACCAGGACAAGAAGCAUGACACCAUGAAACAGGGCCUGGUGAAACAGAGCGUGGGUAGAACCUCUGCCAAUGUCACAGUGCGGAAGGUGCCUCGGGAAAAAGAAUUACCACAAUUAAAUACAGUUGUAUCUAGUUUCAAAGUUAGUUCUUCUCAGGAUCUAAAAAGAAAUAAUGCACUAUCAAGAAACAUGACAUCUGAAACUGUCGUCAGGCCUGCGGCAUCUUCUAAACUCAAACUGAUAGAAAAGUCAAAAACCAUUGACCAGCGCAGACAUACUAUAGCAAAAACAACUGUUGAUAAUAGACUGGCUCGGCCCAAAGAAACUGCAGAAGAGAGAAAAGCUCGUCUGAAUGAGUGGAAGGCUGGCAAAGGAAAAAUACUAAAGAGGCCUCCCACUGCGGUGGUUACUCAGUCUGAACCUGAAGAACGAAAUGAGAAGCCAGUUGGGUCCUUUUGGACUACCAUGGCUGAAGAAGAUGAACAAAGAUUAUUUACUGAAAAAGUAAACAAGACAUUUUCUGAAUGCCUGAACCUGAUUAAUGAGGGAUGCCCAAAAGAAGAAAUACUGAUCACAUUGAAUGACCUCAUUAAAAAUAUUCCAGAUGCCAAGAAACUUGUUAAAUAUUGGAUAUGCCUUGCACGUAUUGAACCAAUCACAAGUCCUAUUGAAAAUGUUAUUGCAAUCUAUGAGAAGGCCAUUCUGGCAGGAGCUCAGCCUAUCGAAGAGAUGCGUCAUACAAUCGUAGAUAUUCUAACAAUGAAGAGUCAAGAAAAAGUUAAAUUUGGGGAAAGUAUUGAGGAGACUUGUGCAAUCAAGGAACAAAUCCAAGAAGUCAGCAUUGAAGAUACAGGUAUUAAUCUAGAUUCAGGAAAACUGGAAAUUAAAAAUAAACAUCAAAAAAAUGUAGUGUUUCAAGAUUGUGAAAAAUCGAAUGAUGACAAUACCAAAGAUCCGAUCAGUGAUGUUAAAACUCCUAAUACAGAAACCAGGACAAGUUGCUUAAUUAAAUAUAAUGUGUCUACUACACCAUACUUGCAAAGCUUAAAAAAGAAGAUGCAUUUUGAUGAAACAAAUUCUGCAUUUAAAGAGCUUAAGUUUCUAACACCAGUUAGACGUUCUCGGCGUCUUCAGGAGAAGACUUCUAAAUUGCCAGAUAUGUUGAAAGACCAUUAUCCUUGUGUGUCUUCACUGGAACAGUUAACAGAGUUGGGUAAUGAAACAGAUGCUUUUGUUUGCCGCCCUAAUGCAGCACUGUGUGGGAUGUACUUGGAGACAGAAACAGAAGAGAAAUAAAGCUAUGAUAGGAGUGGGGUUUUUAUUAUGCCUGGCGUGCUUUGUCUGGUUGGUGUUUGUGGUUUUAUAUAUCUCUUAGGUCAGGACUUAGCCAAGUACCUAAUAUUCAUAGCAGGAAGCACUUUUUUAACAUUCACUUUAAAGUAAUUGUCUUUUAUGUGUUUUGAAGCUAAUCCUACCUUGUCUGUCUCAACAGACUGAGUUUUUGUCUAGGAUAGAUAAAUUUUGUCAGCUAGUUACUGUGUUCCUUGAAUACAGGUAUAUUUCACUGUCAUAUUAGCUUCUUCCUUAUUUAGGUAAUCGAAGUAACACUGCAGUGCAACAUAAAUUUCAAAUGUCCAUCAUUGAGAAUCAACAUGUGACCACUUUAAGUUAACCUCUAAAUGGCCAGUUCUGUCUUCACCGUAGCAUUUUCCCCUUUUCACUUUUAAUAGUCCUAAAUCAUACCAAAAUUAUAAGUCAUUAAAUAUAAAUACAGCAUGCAUUCUCAGGAAUGAGAUACUGUAGAUAAAAUAUUUUUUACAGAGAAGUGUUUUUAAAAUUUAGGAUAUGUGUCCUUGCCUUUAAACAGAACGCAGAUGUUUGUUUUGGCCAUUCAUUAAUUCUGGGUCACUUUGAAAGUCAGCCAUUAUAAUGUGUAGUGUGACUUGAAUUAGUAAGGCAAAAGAUUUAGCCUGCUUCUUCACCAGAUUCUGGUUACCCACACUACUACUUUUAUUGUACCAACAACACUAGUGAGUCUGCAUCUGUGUCUCUCGGCCUCUCUCUUUUGUAUUGUAACGGAGGUUACCAAGUAGAGUUAACCGAAUACCCCACUUAGCGAUAAGAAGGACAAAGUGCCAAAUAUUUGAAAUGUUAACUCUGAAUUUCUUUAGUUCCUUUUAUAACUUGACUA
Messenger RNA from Condylura cristata (star-nosed mole), 2954 nucleotides. RefSeq names its product cytoskeleton associated protein 2 (gene CKAP2). The coding region runs from base 2 to 2059 and encodes 685 amino acids. The transcript is spliced from 9 exons. Gene Ontology annotation, cellular component: microtubule cytoskeleton. Lineage: Eukaryota; Metazoa; Chordata; Mammalia; Eulipotyphla; Talpidae. Gene Ontology annotation, biological process: negative regulation of microtubule depolymerization. The record is from RefSeq and is a predicted model, not a curated record.